UGAGCCGACUGAGACACUGGCAUUUUUGACGAGGACGAAGAACCUAUACUAACACUCUAAUUUGAAGUGCUUUACUUAAAAAAUAUAACAGUUUUUUAUCCACAGAAGGAUUAUCAUCACGUCAGACGGAAGUCUAUCUUGAAAAAAGAAGGAGAGAGAACACCCUUGUAUCACCCCGUUACCAGCUGGUGACGAUUUUUAAGAAAGUAGCUGGGUACUGUUCGCUCGUCAUGGAAUAUCGAACAGCUUCGCAGCUUCACGACGGUCACAGAUGGAGACAUAUUUUGUUAUACGCUGGACACCGCUGUGAAUCUUGGAAAAUAUUACCUUGCCUCUGCAUCUACGCUUACUAUCAGAAUUGAAACAAAAGGAAGACUGUACACAGACGCACCCUUGGGACGAGAACUUCCUUCUGUGCAACUCAAACUUGUGUUAUCAGAGGGACAAAGGGAGGGACAGUAACAGGGAAACGAGGAGAAAACUACAGAGGAGGCUACCCACUAUGUAUGACAGCACUAACAUCCAGGAGCUAUCAGAUAAUAUCAGUUCUGGCGCUAAUUUGAAUUCUCAUUUGGGCGGAGCGGCAUCGCUGCUGGAUGAGGAGGAGGAAUCUGGAUGCAGUACAGCGAAUGCCAGUGGAAAAGGCUCCCACGUCCCAGCAAUCGUCAGGGCGUCGGGGGAAUAUACUAAUAGCCUGGAAGAGCGUGCGUCCAGGGUCGAGGCUGCGCCUCACGCUUCAACACGCCGGACACGGCUGCACAGGCAGCACGAGGUGAGCGAACCUGGCUACGUCGGUGCAGCCAGCGUCCGCGGCGUUUCGCAGAAAUUAUCGAUAGAAGGACCCGAAAAGGGCUCUCAUAGCCCAGCCAUGCGAAAAAAAUACUUAAAAGACCUGUUUGUAAACAACGGUCUGCAUAGUGGGCUCGGAAGCAUACUGCUGUCAUCCAGGAACUCUAGCGCAUCUUCCAAAGACUGCGACCACGACGCACCUUACUGCGCGGAGGAAAGCAGUAACAGUAACACAUGUUGGGCUCUCGAUCCUAUGGAGCAUGCAUGGAUGCUGUUAGUUGUGGAUGGGAAUUUUGACACCAUCGUGGAUUAUCUUUCCGAGGAUUUCAGUCUGUUGACCAAAAAGGAUUUUGUCAGUGGUUUCACCGCGAUCCACUGGCUGGCGAAGUACGGGAAGGGUGAAACACUGAUAAAGCUGUUGAAGUAUGCUGAAAACGAGGGGUUUCCAGUAAAUGUAAACUUGAAAGCAAGUGGAGGUCUCACUCCGCUGCACGUUGCUGCGAUGCACGGACAGUACAUGGUCGUUAAAAUUUUGGUCGGCGCCUUCGGUGCUAAUGUGGACGCCAUGGAUUAUAAUGGAAAGAGAGCUUGGCAGUACCUCAAAAGCAACGCCCCUGCGGAGAUGAAGGACCUUCUAGGCGGGAUGGAUGAUGAGUAUGGAACUGUUGGGUACCACAACGCCAACAACAGCGGGAGCGCAGCACAGUCCUCUAAAUGUGACGCUCAAAAGGGGGAGGAUGAGGUAGACUCCUUCACCAGGAGAAAUGAGCGUUCUAGAUUCGGAUCUUUCAGAAAGUUAUUUGCCCCGUUAUUACAUUUUGCCAGCAGAAGCACUGGAAACUCAGUGGAUACGAACUAUUGAAGUAGUGUUUGUUUAAAUGGUACUCUAUGGUAAAAUGUUUUUGCGUUUCAGAGUCGGCAAUUCACACAGCAGACGAUGCUUUCUCAACAACCAUAGUCAUAUGAGUACAAAUGUUUUGUAGACCAGUUUUAACUGU
This is a messenger RNA of Megalops cyprinoides (Indo-Pacific tarpon), 1787 nucleotides long. It is a transcript of the gene sowahd, whose product is annotated as sosondowah ankyrin repeat domain family d. The transcript has 2 exons. The record is from RefSeq and is a predicted model, not a curated record. Bases 503 to 1651 code for a protein of 382 amino acids. Lineage: Eukaryota; Metazoa; Chordata; Actinopteri; Elopiformes; Megalopidae. Gene Ontology annotation, molecular function: protein binding.